This is a messenger RNA of Vitrella brassicaformis, 2110 nucleotides long. NCBI's taxonomy places the organism in Eukaryota, Vitrellaceae. The record is from the annotation of a GenBank genome assembly.
GUUCGGAUUGGAUGCCUGAGACGGAAUCGGAAGCAGACGACGAGUCGAGUGGCCACGAUGACGCCGCCUCUGAGGCCAACAGUGAUGCCUCUGUGGACUCGGCUGUGCCGGCCUCAGAGAAGGCCUACGUCUGCGCUUCGGACAUCGAGCGGCUGAUGGACAAGAUGGCGAGCGAGUUGAAUCUAAAGCCUCCAGAUGUAUAUGGUGUACAAUGUCGACUGCUCUAGUCCCCCCCAAGUGCUGGCAGUCUUCCCCUCGGCGGACACGACGGAUGCGGUGAUGCAGAAGAGGCGGCUCGACCUUCUCAUAGACAUCUGCAGGCAGGAAGGGCACAAGGUACGCACAGAAUCACCUGCAAAGGGAGAGAGAGAGGGACACAGAGAGGGAGAGAUCCCUGGGGUCACAUGUUUGUGAUGUCAUGUAUGCGCAGGUUUUCAGUCACAGUGCGGGUGGAGCCGGCAAGCUUGUCAAGAUGCACAUCUACCUCAUGCUGCACCCCUAGCCCGACCGUCCCGGCCGCAUCUUCGCGAACGAGACGUGAUCGUAUGACGUCUACCCACCCCCCGAGACGGUCCCGAAGGCCAAACCGUACCCCAUACCCAUCCAGGAUCCCCUCCACACCUGCCUUAAGGGCCGCAAUCGUGGCAUCACGCACACCAGCUGCACUCUCACCCUCGGCAUAGGUGACGACGAGCGUCAGACGGUGUCGAAGAAGCACCUCUAUCCUCUCGUCAACGACCAAUCCGUGUGGCAGUGGCAGCUCUGUCGUAGCGACCGCACAUGGACCGCAGGGUGGUUCGGCCCCAUUUGCCUCGCGGUGGGCAGGAGCUGCCUGGCUGUCCUGCCCCUGGUCCCUUCUGCCUGCUUGGCAGUGAUGCAUUGGCUGAUCGACCUGCUACGACUGGCGGAAGAGGCGGCAUGGCUGCUCUUUCGCGUUUUUCUGGCGUGUGUGUUAAUCUGGUUGCUCAUCCGCUACGGCACUAGAGGCAAGAUGGGAGCGAAGGACUUCCUAGGAUGGUGGCACUACGAGAACAUGACAGGGUGACCCGUUCGGCAAGAACUCAGCCAUGAUGAUGGCACGUCAGACGGCAGACGAGGCAAACGAGGGCCGAGGAGAUGGAAUACCCAUGUAUGCAUGAAGUCACACACACACACACACACACCAGUCCAACACACACAACAUAUAUGACACGCGUUUGGCUGCUCUGCGUGACGGGUGGGUUGAGGGGUAGGGAAGUCAUCUGUCGAUUCAUUUAUUGCUAUGCGUACGUGUAUACUUCUUAGGAAGCGACUUCUUGAGAUGGUGGCGUCACGAGAAUAAAGGCCGCCGCACUGGUGGCCGCCCUAUCGUCGACGUCAACGGCUUCAAAGUCAAACGCAAGAAGUGAGACGUAAGCUGAUUCUCUCACUGGUAUGCACGGAGAGCACGACUCGAUAGAGACACGUAUACAUGCAUCCUCGUGCUUUUCUUGUCAGGCGAGACGAUCCGGGGUUGAUUACCUUCCCGGACUACCCGCAUUUGCGCGGCAACGCCCGUGUGGACUUGGCUACGUUCACGCGCGAUGGGAACCAACAUGGAACACUAUCAAAUCCAUUCGAGCGGUCAUCCCUUCACAGCUUCGCCUGCAAGCACGUGAGGAUGCUGUUCAUCAUGUAAGGCAGUCAACUCUUCGACUCGUAUGUGUUUUCCAGAACUCGCUGCUCUUCAAGCCAUGAUGUCCAUCAUGAUGAGGUACCAUGGCGAUUCGGCGAGAUCAUGAACGUCACUCUGUGAGCUUAAGAGAAACUCUUUUUUCUUCCCUUCAGCUAGCGAAUGGGGCUUUUUCGUGCUGUUCUGAGUAGUGUACGGGCUUUACCUGCCCAGCACUGCCAGCACUGCCGCUAGCACUGCCGCCACCGACAAGGCCAAGCCCAAAUCGAAGCAGAUGGGAGUGGUGACGUGGGUGUAAUUAAGUGUCUAUGACUGUGUGAGUAGGGAAGUAGUGAGUACGACAUGUAAGACGUGACGUCUCCAUGGCGUUACAAGUAGACAUCCGUGAUUGUCUCACUCAGUGUCAUCCAUGCAAUGCAAAGCACCGUCGAUGUACUUAUACGUGUCAAUGAAAUGUGU